Molecule: messenger RNA, 1111 nt
Organism: Temnothorax curvispinosus
Lineage: Eukaryota; Metazoa; Arthropoda; Insecta; Hymenoptera; Formicidae
Product: putative nuclease HARBI1
Exons: 3
Coding region: 253-981 (242 amino acids)
Source: RefSeq, a predicted model, not a curated record
ACAAUAAUUUCAGAUGGAUAUACAAGGAAUGUGGGAUUUAUUUGAUAAUCCAUCGGAUGACGAUGAUGAUAUUAUCGAGCAUCAACCUGAAGGCGAGCAUCAUCCUAAAAUCCCAAAUUUCUUUGAAACUGUUGUAUUAACAUAUUCUUUAACAGAGAUUUCAAGUCACACUUUCGACUAGAAAAGCAUACGUAUGAAAGAUUGGUGCAAGACUUUGGACCUCGUUUAUACCACGAAUAUGGUGCUCCAAAAAUGCCCCCUCAUAAACAAAUAGCUCUAACAUUAUGGUGCCUUGGUAAUCAGGAAGUUUACAGAUCAGUAGCAGAUAGGUUUGGUAUAUCUAAAGAUACCGUCUGGAAAACUAUAUUUGAAGUUAUGAUGCUACUCACUACAGAUGUUGAGAGGUAUAUAAAAUGGCCUGAACCACAUGCAAUGAUAAACUUUGAACGAGAAUUUCAUCAAUUAAGUGGUUUCCCUGGGGUAAUUGGAGCAAUUGAUGGCUCCCAUAUUGCUAUAAGUGCACCAAUUGAAAAUGCGGAUAGCUACAUUAACCGUAAAGGCUAUCACUCAAUAGUAUUACAAGGCAUUUGUGACUAUAAGUUAAAAUUUAUUGAUGUUUUUACGGGUCUAUGUGGGUGUGUUCAUGAUGCCAGAGUUUGGCGUUUAAGUCAUAUUAAGCAGUUAAUAACAAAUGACGAGAAUAGAUAUUUCCAAAAUCAAUAUCAUCUGUUAGGUGAUUCAGCAUAUCCCUUAUCAAAAUACUUGUUAACACCAUAUCGAGAUAAUGGUCACUUAAACAAUGGACAGAGAAAUUUUAACAUUAAACACUCAAGAACUCGUGUAGCUAUUGAGCGUGCGUUUGGUAUUCUAAAAGGAAGAUUUAGAAAAUUAAAAUAUAUUUACAUGUAUAAUACGGAAAUGAUCCCCUUGGUAAUUCUUACUUGUUGUAUGUUACAUAACAUAUGUACAUAUAGAAAAUGAGGAUGCACCAUUAGAAAAUGAAAAUGAACCAAUGGAUUUAAAUCCAAUAGAAAUGCAAGUUAUUAAUGAAAAUGUGUUUAUAAACGGAGCAGAGAAAAGAGAAAUUAUUUCUCAUUUAUUGUAAAUUAUU